AUGGCUAGCAACACGGUCAUUGGCACUGCAACUUUGUUUCUCUCUCGGAAGGGAGAGUCAUUGCAGAGUCUCUAUGAACGAUACAAAAUACGAUGUGGAUAUCAUUUCGAUCUCUCAAAUAUUCCACUCAUAGUUCUCAAUUAUGACAAUGUUCAAUCUCCGAAAGAGGAACCAAUUGUGAGUGAGUGUAGAGGCUUGGUUCUCGAAUUGGAUACAUGGAAAGUGGUUGCUAGAGGAAUGACUCGAUUUUUCAAUCAACAUCAACAAUUAAAUAAUGGCUCACGUCAAGAUUUGCAGCAGCAGCCUCCACAGCAACUUGAUGCUUCUUCGGAAUCACUAGCUCCAAAUCAGGCGAAUAAUCCUGUUGCAUUUAAUUAUUCCAAUUUUUCGUUGGAAGUGAAAGAAGAUGGUACAUAUAUUCAAUUGUUUCAUUAUCGUGGAGAAUGGAUGGUGGCCACACGCCACAAUUUUUGUGAGGACUUUUGUGGAGGAGGCACUGACACGAAUAGAAUGACUUAUCGAGAAUUAUUUGUUGCAGCAUGUGGAGGAUUGGAAUUGAAUGACGUUUGUAAAGAUUUAGACACCUCCUAUACCUAUUGCAUUGAACUUUGUUCCCCUCUCAAUCAAGUCAUUCAAACCUAUGAUCAAAAAGUGAUUUAUUUAUUGACCGUUGUAAAUACACAAACAGGAGAGGAGCUUGCCAUCGAUCAAGUAGAUGCUAUUUGCCUAAAAUUAAGAAAACGAAAAGAAUUAAAAAGUUGGAAACGCCCACGGAGAUUUGACCAUUUUUCAAGUAAGGAACAAGCAUUUGAAUUUUUGAAAAAUUACUUUACGAAUGAAGAGGCAGGUCAGAACUCGAUGAGUAUAGAACAACGAUUGAGAGUGGAGGGCUUUGUCAUGAGAGAUCAAAACAACCAGAGACUCAAGCUAAAAAAUCCAUAUUAUUUAAUGAUUCACAAAAUGAAAUAUCGAGGGUGGAUACAAGCUGACCCCAAAUUAUUGGUUCCUUUUGUUUUGUUUUUCGAGGAUUACAAAUCGAGUGAGAACACUGGCAAGGAUCAUGGAACCGGUAAGAAACAGGUGUGUGACGACUCUGCAACAUGCAGUUCCUCCUUUCAUCUCUCCAAUUCAAACACAUCCACAAGUCUCAUCAACAUUAUGAAAAAUUUCUAUGAAUGUGAUUUUGAAAUGGAACAAUUACAAAAACGUUACAAUUAUUGUGCCACCAUAUUGGAGAAGGAAUUUAAACAAUUAGUGAGUGUGUGGAAGGAAAUUAGUGCUGAAAAAGAUGUAAUGUCACACAAUAUUCUUGAACAACUUCCACAAUCUCUCAAAAGUCGAACAAAAUUAUUUCCAUUAUGUGAAACGAUGUUACAACAAUUUGCAAGUAGUGAAAAUCAAGACACGAAACACCUCUUAUCCAUUCAUGCACUCGAACAAGUGAUGAAAAAUAAUUGUGAUCUAAUUCUUUCACAACUCUUCUCGUCACAACAACAAGUAGCAUCCUUUCGAUCUGCCGUGCUAGAGUACGACAAGAGUCACCCUCCUCAUUAUUGCAUACCCAAUAAGAAGAAGUUUAAAAUACCCAAUUCUGGACUCGCUUCGAAAAAACCCUACCUAGAAAAGCAAACCAAUCAAUACAAAGUACAGUGCUUUUGUGGAAAGCCCAUGGUGUUGAAAAGACUCAAAAGAGAUUUUGUGCAAUAUAGAACUUGUCACUGUGGUGCUGCUUUUGAUACCAUGACGUAUAAGGUUGGAACUUUAUUAUGGGUGUGUUCUUCGUAUCCAGAAUGUCUCUUGAAUCACAUGGCACAUCAAAUGGAUGAAAUGUUUUCCGAUGAAAAGAUUCAAUAUUUUAAAGGACAGCCACUAGGUAUUCCUAGCAGCGAAUUGUGCAAAACGAUGAGAUUGCAAAUUCAUGAAAUUAUGUCCAUCUUGAUGAAGAAGAAUAAUUGGAAAAAAAGUUAUUGCUAUGCAUUGAUGGCCUCUUGGUUAAAUGUUGACAAGAGUCAAGCUCAUGUUGCAUUGUUUUCUAUUGAGACAUGUUUGUUCAUUAUUCAGAAAUUUUUGGAUGAAUAUUCUGGAAUUUAUUGA
Messenger RNA from Naegleria lovaniensis, 2094 nucleotides. RefSeq lists its product as uncharacterized. NCBI's taxonomy places the organism in Eukaryota, Heterolobosea, Eutetramitea, Acrasida, Naegleriidae. The transcript has 2 exons. The record is from RefSeq and is a predicted model, not a curated record. The coding region runs from base 1 to 2094 and encodes 697 amino acids.